Molecule: messenger RNA, 7992 nt
Organism: Vombatus ursinus (common wombat)
Lineage: Eukaryota; Metazoa; Chordata; Mammalia; Diprotodontia; Vombatidae
Gene: SLC16A7
Product: solute carrier family 16 member 7
Exons: 9
Coding region: 667-2112 (481 amino acids)
Biological process (GO): transmembrane transport; monocarboxylic acid transport
Cellular component (GO): membrane
Molecular function (GO): monocarboxylic acid transmembrane transporter activity
Source: RefSeq, a predicted model, not a curated record
GGGCGCUAGUAGGAAGCUUUUACACUGUAGCCUGGCUGGCCCAUGAAGCCUCUCUUCCUUCCUCUUUCUUUUCUUUCUACCUCCCUCCUGCCGCCUGCCCUUCUUUUCUCCUCCCUUACACACACACACACACACACACACACACACACACACACACACACACACACACACACACAUACACACAUGCCGGGAGGCAUACACAAGGGCAUUCAUCAGUCCUCCACCUCCCCUCCCAGCCUUCGCCGCCUCCUCCUCCUACUCUGGCUGCGGCUGGCGAGGACACGUCAAGGGAAAUAAAUAAAUAAAUAAAUCCAUUCACCCUGUGACAGCGAAAAGAACCGGCUGCGGCGGGGGGGCACGCACAACGCCGAGCGCCCACCCACUCACCGCGAGCUAGAGACCAGGUAAAUGCUCUGAUGCACACCAAGGACUUAUUUGGAAUUGACUUCUGAAUCAGCCAUUCUGAUGAUCACAGGCUUUCCUUCUGUUAAUUUUGGCCUUUAUCCUAGUGCAGUGCUUUCCUAUGAAGCACAUUCAAGCUGAAUCUUGGAAUAGAACAGGCUGCUUGUGCCUAGAGAGCUAAUCUCUUUGAGCAGCUGAGAAAAGUGGCAGUAUCUGGAGAGCUCUCUUCAUUCAGGUAUCUGAAUCACAAGAAAGGACAUCAAAAUGCCACCAGCAGCAAGUGGUCCACCUCAGUAUCCACCCCCAGAUGGAGGAUGGGGCUGGGUUGUGGUUCUUGGUGCUUUCAUUUCCAUUGGAUUUUCCUAUGCAUUUCCCAAAGCCAUCACAGUGUUCUUCAAGGAAAUUCAGGAGAUAUUUCACAGUACCUACAGUGAGAUAGCAUGGAUAUCAUCCAUUAUGCUUGCUGUUAUGUAUGCAGGAGGUCCAAUAAGCAGCAUUUUGGUGAAUAAAUUUGGCAGCCGGCCAGUAAUGAUAGCAGGAGGUAUACUAUGUGCUUUGGGAAUGAUUUCUGCUUCUUUUUGUACUAGUGUAAUACAACUUUACCUCUGUGUGGGAUUUGUUGGAGGUUUAGGCUUAGCUUUCAAUCUACAACCUGCCUUAACCAUGAUUGGCAAGUACUUUUACAAGAAAAGACCCAUUGCUAAUGGAUUGGCCAUGGCUGGAAGUCCUGUGUUCUUAAGUACAUUGGCACCUUUCAAUCAGUUUCUUUUCAAUCAUUUUGGCUGGAAAGGGAGCUUCUUGAUAUUGGGAGCAGUCCUUUUGAACUGUUGUGUGGCUGGGUCACUCAUGAGACCUGUUGGACCCAAACAAGCUCCUGCUAGAAACGAUGUUGAGAAAGUACUGGGAGAGACAAGUGUACAGAAAAUCAUCAAGAGAAAAUCAGCAUGUGAAACUGUCAAUAAAUAUUUAGACCUGUCCCUUUUCAAGCACAGGGGGUUCCUGAUUUACCUGUCAGGAAAUGUCAUUAUGUUUGUUGGCUUUUUUGCACCAAUUGUGUUCCUGGCACCAUAUGCAAAACACAAAGGAAUUGAUGAAUAUUCUGCAGCCCUUUUGCUGUCCAUCUUGGCCUUUAUAGAUAUGUUUGCUCGGCCUUCUAUGGGUAUAUUGGCAAACACCAAGCUGAUCCGGCCUCGUAUCCAGUACUUCUUCAGUUUUGCAGUCUUGUGUAAUGGCAUCUGUCAUCUAUUGUGCCCUCUGGCAGAAAGCUACAGUGGCUUGGUGGUAUAUGCUGUAUUUUUUGGCUUUUCCUUUGGCAUGGUCAGCAGUGUCCUCUUUGAAACUCUCAUGGACCUUGUUGGUGCCACAAGGUUCUCCAGUGCAGUGGGACUUGUCACUAUUGUGGAAUGCUGCCCUGUUCUGAUUGGCCCUCCAUUGGCAGGUAAACUGGUGGAUGAAACUGGAGAAUAUAAGUACAUGUAUUUUUGCUGUGGGGUGAUUGUGACUAUAGCUAGCAUAUGGCUGUUUGUUGGCAAUGCUAUCAACUAUAAGAUGUUGGCCAAGGAAAAAAUGUUAGAAGAAGAAAAGCAGAAAGCCCUAAACCAUGCUGACUCCAAGGAAGUAGAACCUUUGACCAAUAAUGAAAAUGAUGACAUUACUGUCCGAGCUACCAAAGUACUUGAUGAUCCCUCAGAAAGAGAAACGAAUAUUUAAUGGGAAUCAUCACUCAGAUAUCAGUGUUUCCAACUUCCUUUAAAAUAUAGGGCAGUUUUUUUUUUAGUUAUAAUGAUCAGCUAUAGUUAUUGAUGGAGAUAGAAUUUUGUUCAAUGACAAGAUUCUAAUCAAUUUGUUAUUGAUGACUUUUUUUUAUGAUUGUGGUGGUGGUAAGAUUCUUUGUUGUUGUUGAGUUGCAAAUAUGCAAAGGAAUCCAGUCUCAACCAGGAUUCUGAACUCUGUGGGUAAGAUAUUGAUUUAAAGUCUUCCAGUGACAAGUGAACUUGGUCACAAAUACAGAAGUAAAUUCUCAUUACUACAUUAUCUGCUUCAUACGCUACAGGAAAAUAUUUGUCUGAACCCUCAGGAUGAUACUUAUUCCUAUGAAUAUCUCCUCUUCACAGUGUUUGUUUUUUUUUUUUUUUUGAUGUUUGACAAAAAGAGUGGAAUCAACUAAAGGGAGGAAAAGACUGCUACAAAGAGUAUUGAGGAUAAAACCAACACCAGACCUAUGUACAAUGCAACCAAUAACAUACUAUUUGUGGGAUUUUUGUUUGUUUAAAUUACAGUAUGCCCAGGGUGACAAAAUGAUGCAUUAUUUUUACAUUAGCCUUUACAGUAUGAAUGUUAAAAUCAGGAGAUAAAAUGAGUAGGUCUUUAUUCUAAAUGCAAUUAAUGACUAAAUGAUAGUGUUUGUAUAUAUCUAAAGUAACCUUUGUGAAAAUGAUGAAAUUGAUAUGCUAAAACAAUUACUUUUGAGGCCAUAUAAUUAAUCCAGAUGUUUCUGGUGUCAGUUGAUUGACUAUAACCUAAAGAAACAAAUCUUAUUUUUUAAGAUUUUUAGUCAUUAAAAUAUCCCAGAUAAAGGAAUCAGAAGGGACAGGAAGUCAAGGAAAGUGGUUAGGAAUCGCCUCAAGUAAUACAUUUAAAACAGUUUUAGGUCUACAAUGACAAGACAUAGCAAUUAGGGAUUUCUGUUGAAUAUAUUAGUAAUCUCAAGUUAGAGUUUUAUUUUUAUUUUUUGACCAGUUUAUUGAUGUUAUAUAGUACAACCAGCUGGCCCUCUUGUUGACAGACCUUCAUUGAGGCUAAAUUAUGACUUUCCCCUAUACCUGGAAGAAGUGCCUGCAUUGAAGGAGAGCAAUCUGAUUGGCUCUACUGUGGGUCCAGUCCAGUGGGUCUUCCCAGUGUCCCAGGCUCACAGGUAGCUAAUCUAAAAUGCCUCAACAUGAUAGUACUGGAAAAUUCAAAUCCUGUAGCCAUCAGACUCAGACAGCUUAUAGAGGCAACUGAGUGAAACAGUGUCAAGUUGGGUUCUGACCAUUUCAGCUAUCUCAUUUUUACUUUAUAGUCACAGCAUGGAAUAUAAUGAUGAGAAGCUUGUGUGGAUGCUUUUCAAAUUUAGGAACCAGUUUCUCAUUUUUGAACCCUUGUAAGAUUUCUGGAAAUCUAUAAUACCAUUUUAAGGAAAAUUAGAUAUUAACCUUAUUCUUUCAAAGUCUCAAAUUUAAAAAAAAUAACAUUUUAAAUUAGAAAACAUUAAUAAUAUGACAAUUUCAGUUGUAAAUAUUAAGUUCUAUAGAUUUGAAUUUUAGUAUUAUAAUUAAUAAAAUAUUUUAUGUUUUCUUACUGCGAUGAAAUCACCUUAAUGAUGUCAGAUGGAAUUUUCUUUCUUGCUGCUGUUUUUUUUUUCCUUUCUUUUUUUCUUGAACAUAGGGAAGGUAGCUAUUCUGAUAGACAAUAGGAAAACACAUAUCAAUCCUUUUGAAAUCAUGAACAAUGAGGAUCUGAUUCGUAAAAUAUUUAUGUACUGUUCAUGCAAGAUACUUAUACAUCUUUACAAAGAUAUGUGAAAUUUCACAUUUCAUUUACCUUUUGCCUUUGAAAAAUAACAUGUAAAAGUGUUAGAAUACCAAAAAAAAAAACAUUAAGUUAAGUAGAACAAGAUGUGCCAAUAUCACAGGUAAACAAAUCAGGGAAAAUUUGGCAAGUAUGGGAGAGUAUUUAAGUGAAUUGUGUCUGAUCCUGAUGUUUAAUUUAGCUAUUUUCAUAGAUUUAUAUUUUUAUAUUUUACUCUGAUUUGUCAUAACAGGUGCAGAAUCACAAAUUAUCUUUCUCCUCUCUAGACUUAAACACCUUUUCUAGAAACAAACAAACAACAAAAAAAAAACCUCAUUCUUAAUCUUUGAAGAUGUAUGAUUAAAAUAAUGUGGAUCUCAAACCUCAUGUAUAGGAACUAAAUAACCCCAAAGUAUGGGAUUCUUGUCUUUCCUAUCAGCUGGAGGUGGCCUCUGUUGCAGUGGCCUAAAUUUUCAUUGCUCCUUUUUUCUCUCAACAAAUGAGAUGGGCAACUUCUUAUAAUUUGCUCCCACUGAUCAGUUUAUGGUUAAACCAACACUCUAUCAUUUGUUGGUUUUAGUCAUUGAUUCCUAGUUCCUUGUACUGUUUUUGUUUUUAAACUUUGUUUUUUUAAAUGAGAAACAGAAUAUAACUAUUGCCCAACAGAUGGGCUUGCAAAAACUCUUAGAGUGACACACUUGUACUGUACAAUAGUACAAAUAUGCACAUAUAAUCCCUAUUCACAAUUGUAAUAGGGGUUAAAACUGAACACACUUGAAAUAGUGGUGUAGAUAUACCCACUGGGGCCAGAUCUGUGCUAGGGUAGCCCAAAGUUUUUCCAUCAGGAUUUGAUUUGUUUUAUUUGAUUUCUAGUCUAGUUAUUGCCUCUGUCAAAAUCUUACCAAGAAGAAUGAAGAAUUUAAGCCAAGGGUAUUCAUCAUAAUAUGUCUCAUGAGAGGGCACAUAUAAGAUUUUAUGUGAAUGAAGCAAUACAUGUUGGACAAAGUUCUCCCUUAUUUGAAGUAUGUGUAAGCUUCAACUCUGCAGAAUCGCAUGUGAAAUGAACCUACUUAAAUCCUCUUUGAGUCCUAUUUGAACAUUACUCUGAAGACUUCUGAUGCUAUGUUAUGAGAACAAAAGGUCUUAAACCAGAAACAUAGAUGAUUUCUGUUUAUGCAAUCUCUUUGCACCAAGUAGGAGAAUCAGGUGCUCUGGAAUUUCCAGAGUUGCUAUGGAAAGGAGUUUCAUUUUUUUAGGCUUGGAAAAAAUGUGAAAGAAUUUAGUUCCAUAUCUAUGUUUUCAUGAAUAACUCUUUUACCACACACAAAUCUACCCUUAAUGAUGUGCUGAAUUUUUAUUGCCACCCCUCCCAAAAUGGCACAAAUGAACUACUGUCAGCUGAAUAGUAAGACAAGAACUUUGUGUCUUUUUAUCUGGUUGCACUGAUCAAUCCAUUGGGUAUGCUCCUGGCCAAUCCUUUUUGUGACCCACAGCACAAAUUUGAGACAGAUAGUCAAGAUUGCAAUAUAGAAGGAAAUUCUUUUUCCCCCUUCUGUUUAAAGCUAAUUGGUUCACAAACUUUACUUCAGCAUCAUGUUCUUUCUGAGCCCAUAAACCCAUAUACCUGACUUUAAACACCUUCAAAAUAGUGAUAUGCUUAAGCUGUUAAUGCUAAAAUAAUCAUGUUAUAAACCCAUUUCACCUAUGUAUAUCUGAAUAAGCAGCAUUGCUUCAUGGAAACUAUGGAAAACACCAUGAGAAUUUAAGUAUAAGAAAAAUUUAUGGCAAUUUCCCUAUUUAAAGAAAUAUGUCUUCUCUAGGAACAUCAAGAAUAAAAUGCCAAAGCAGCUAGAAGAAAAAAAAAAUGCUAAAAAAAAUUGAUCAUAGCAUUAGGCUCACUGCAUUAGGCAUUACAGUCUGAGUACAAGAGAAUUUAGUCCUUAUGUGGACCAAACAACAGGGUAUCUAAACCUAAUGAUAGGUUAAAAUUGAAUGGAAGUCAUUUAAUUACACAGCAAAGAAUGAUUAGCAAACAUGUGCCCCAAAUGCCCCACAUUUCUGCAAUAAUUUAUAUUAUGUUUUUACUUAGAAGUUUGCUGGAAACUGGAUUUGCUGUAACCCAAAUACAUCAUUUCUAAUUGCUAGCAUUUCUAGGAAAUGCAAAAUGUUUGGUCUCCAAAUAAUGCUAAUGAUGAAAAAAUAGCCAUGUCAUUUUUUAUGUAACUCCUUUUUCCUCAUUAAUAAUAAUGACUUGUAUUUAUAUAACUUAAGCAUCAUAAAUUUCCCUGGGGCUGGGUUUAGAAGAAAAUGUUAUUAAUUUUUAUGAUUAUCUAGUUCUCAAUAUUAAUGGCAAAUAGCUCAUUAGCUGUUUGUUGUGAUGCAAAAAAAUAAAAUCUGCUCAUUAAAGAAUGUGUUAUCUUCUAUGCCAAGUUGUACUGAUAAGUUCCGUGUUUGGUACUCUUUCUAGCAACAAACACAUCAUGAAAAGAAUAUGUGAUUUAGGCAAUUUAAUUCAUUUUUCUGAGAUACAUGAGUUUUUAAUAGUUGUGCACAAUUUAUCCCUUAUACUACAGCUCAGUUUUCAUGUUCUCUUUAGAAUGUAUCUAUAUCUCUCUUUUUAAAAAUUUGCUUCACUGAAACUGAAAAUUUCAUUUAUUGUUGUCUUGUUAACUUUAUAUAAACAUUAGAGCUUGAAAGGGACCUUAAACAUUGUCUAAUCUUGCCUCCAGCCUCCAAAUUUCAGGUAAAAAAACAAAAAAACAAAAAUUCAAGCUUAAAUUUAUGACAUGACAAGCCUAAAAUGAUAUAUCUAAGUUAAUGACAGACUCAAGACUGGAACCUCUAAUUCCUGAAUCUCUCUUCCCAAUACCCCAUCCUAGCUCCAGCAUAUUAAAAAAGUGUCUGUGCCCCUCCUCAUGUGCUUUAAAAAUAUGAUUAAAAUAUUUAAAAUAAUGUUCUACAGCUUGUCUAUUCAUAUGACUUGCUGUUGUUUCUAUUACAGUAUUUUCCUCAAACUAAUAUACAGUUUUAUACUUAGGGUCAAAAAAAUCACCUAUAAAAGUGUACAAUUCAGUGAAUAUUUUAAUUCAACAAAUAUUCAUUAAGUACAUACUAUAUACAGAAUAAUGUAUUAAGGGAUGAUUACAUGUAGUAAUAUCAUUGAGACAUGGAAUAGUUCAAUUUCAAUUCUGUUUCAGUGAAUUUUUAUUGAACACUUAGCAUAUAUGUUGAGCUCUGGAGCUGCAAAGACAAAAAUGAAAGCAGGCUUUGUUAAGAAAGUUAUUUUCCAUUGGGUGAUAGCAAUGGAAUUGUCUGCUGAAGUAAUGUUUGUACCUCAAGCACACAAUUUCAAGUAUGCUUAUACCAAAGAAACAGUGGCAUAUCCUUGCAGUGACCUCCUCCCUCUUCCCUAAUUUUCUUUCAUCUUUCAGCUUUUUUUUAAUAUCUAGAUGGAAAUGCUAGCCAAUUUUAAAGACAAGUAUGAUCCCUAAUGGGAAGAUGGGAAGUGGGAGAUCAAUGUGAAGGCUGAAAACUUCAAUUAGAGAUGCCAUAUAAGAGUAUCAUGUGAUUUACCAAAGUAAAAAUUUACUUUAGUUGAUACAAUUUGAAAAUUAAUUGAGUCCCAAACUAUAUCUAUCUACUUUUCUUUCCUAACACAACCAACUGUCUGAAUGUUUUAAACAACUUUACAUUGUUUAAUUUAGAGAUGUUGUGUUGAAGAUGUUUUCCUUAGUUACAGAUAUAACCACUUUUAUUCAAGCAUCAGGGUUGUUCAAUUUAUUUUGACACUCCACUAAAGCUUUACUUCACUAGUUAAUUGUUAAUACAAAGGAUACUAUGCUAUUUAAAAUUUGGUCAAGUUAGAAUGUGAAUGAAAAAGUCCCUGCUUUCCAUCAGUGAAUCUAAAUGUCCUCGGCUAGAAUAAAGCUAUCAAAGAUAGCCUAAAGUAUGUUGUGUUAACAAUAUCAUGUCCUGGAACUCUUUGCCUCUGGUAGAAGUUAUUUUCAAGUUUGAUUAAAAAUAUUUUGGUACAUUUGAAAA